UCUCAGUCGUUGCGGAGCCGAGCAGAGUCGAGAAGCACACGAAGCUCGAACGAACUUGCAGAAAUUGAAAUAAAGCCGUUAUUUUUCGUCCAGGAGUCCGUGUGUUUUGAUGUGCACCGGAGACUAUUCGACGGAAACCGGAACACAACAUCACGAACGAGUAAAGGAUACACACAGGGAUAAUAUGCGUGUGCAGUGAAAUCAAGUGAAAAGCCCAAAAAUGAAGUAACUCUUCAUCAGAAGGACAUCCAAGUUCAAAGUACCGUUAGCGGAAAAGCCAAAGACAGCGAAGAAAACCAGCGAUAACCAGCCGCCAGAGGCCGCCACUCCACAUCCGCUGGGAGUGUUGAGGAAUUUCUUUGAGGAAAAAAAAAAGGAAGAAAAGCAAAACAGUAGAGUGCGAGAGAGAGCCAGGGGGAGCGGAAGCGGAAGUGAGAGUGAGAGUGCGAGCGAGCAAGAUGGACAGCUCGCCGGACCUGUCGUUGAAACUGCGACGCGGGAGCAGCGAUUCCCGCGACAAUUUCUACAUGGACUUUGCUCAGGGCAUCGACUCCGACAUCGAGGAGGUGGACACCACAGCCGCUACAGCCACAGCGGAGGUGGUCCCUCCGCCGCCACCGCCACUGCCCACAAUCUCCCUUGCCGAGGAGGUGAUGCUCCUGGUGGCCCCGCCCCCGCCACCACCGUCACUGCUGGGCCAGCCCUUGCCCACACUGACGGAAACUGAUGACAUUCCGCCGACGCCCACUCCGCCGCCACAGCAGCAGUCGGCGGCCGAUGACGAGGACGACGAAGAAGACGAAGAGGACGAGGAGGACGAGCCGCCGAAGGAGGGAGCCGGUGUUGGCUCUCCGCCGGGAUCGCCCAUAAACUCAGUGUUGGAACUAGAGCUGAUACCGCCACCGCCGCUAUCGCCCAUGGAGGACGCCGGGCUCCGAACCGAUGACGAUGGCGAGGGUGAGGAAACUGACGACGCCGAGGAGGUGGUUGCCAUUCCACCGCCUCAGGAAAUCGACGCUGAGGAGGAGGAGGAGCAACCGCAAUCGGAACCGGCAAAGGAUUACCCCGAAGCCAAGGAAUCCCAGGACGAAGACGAGGAGGACGAUGGCCCUCCACCACCACUGCCACCUCUUCCGUCCAAUCUCUCCUACGUUCAGGGCAAUCUCGGCCAGGUGACGCCCCCUCUCACGAAGUCCCCCUCCACGUCGCCCUCACCGCCAGUGACUCCGCCUCCUUGUCCGGAGCUCAAAAUCAGCCGGAUGGUGUCGCCGCCAGCGCAGCACGUCAGCCAGAUACCGCCACUUACCCCCUCCUCGGAGAGCGAGGGCGAGGCUGAGUCCCAGCCGAACUCUCCGCCAAUCCACGCCAGAUUGGAUGCCGAGCAGCCGCCUCCCGAAAUGCUGGAGCAGGAUCAGGAACCGGAGCCAGAACCAGAGCCAGAGGCUGAGCCUGAACCGGAUCAGCUACCGGAGCCAGUGAGCGGAGCUCGCGAGGAUUACAGUCGCUCGCUGGACAACGAGGACGAGUCGACAACCAUCACCACGCCACCCAGCAACGGCUACUCGGCCUCCUCCAUCAUUGCUCCGCCUCCAGAGCACUUUGCUGAGCUGGACGAGGAUCGUGGCUUCAUUCCACCGCCGCCCCUGGAGCAGGAACUCGACGAGGAGGAGGAGGAGCUGACCAAGGUGGAGACAGACGAGCUCUCCAUUGACCGAGUCUCCCUUCCGGAACAUCCGGGCGACAGCAUCAGCUCUCCCCGGGCGGCCAGCAUCGCCAGCGGAGCCUUGGCCGGCUUGACCGGCUCCGUUUCCAUGUCAGCCGGGUCCGGCGGAUCCCCUACACCGGACAGUCGCGGCCCCAGUCGCAAUGGCAGCCAACGUUCCCAGGUCCCAGGCUCACGAAGUGGCUCCCAGGCCGGCUCUCGCAUCGGAUCCCGCACUGGAUCUGUCGUAUCCGGAACUGCUCCUGGCGUCCUGUCGCCGCAGGCCUCUUUGAAAUCUCAAACAUCUAUCCGGUCCCAGCUCCGCAGCCCGGCUGGCUCCAUCAAGUCUGGCUCGCAGCGCGUCCAGAGUCCCCCGGUCGGAGAGGGGGCCCCGGUGAUGCCCUCGCCCCCGUUGAUGCGGAGUCCGCCGCCGGAACUGGCUCGUCAGAUGCACAGUCCCCCCCGGGUCACUACGCCGCCGCGCGUCUGCAGUCCCCCGAUGGUGAGCAGCCCGCCGAAGCUGGCCGAGACAGCAGCCGCCGCCGCCGGAGUCUCCGUAGCCGGCGGAGUGAAGGAACAGAUCAGCAGUUCCAGCGCCGCCACAGCCACCGCCACCGCCCCCGGCAACGCAGAGCCGACAGAGCCGGAGCCCCCGGUGGCCACCGUUAGCUACCAGGACGAGCAGAAGCCACCGCCGCCGCAGCCGGUGACGGUCACCAGCCAGCCGAGGCCCAGCCAUCACCACUACCACUUGCCCCACCAGUUCCAGCAUCCGCACCACCAGAACCACCACACGCACCACAGUGUCCGGGUGCCCACGCCCACGGUGCCGAGCAGCUAUGCUCCACCACCGCCUCCGCCCUCGGACCCGGCCGGAAGUCCCGGUUACGGGCAACGGCGGCUGCUUAUCACCACCGCGGCGGCAGCAACAGCUUCCGGCUUGAGUGCAUCCUCAGCUGCUGCUGAGCCAGUGGUGGCCAUUUCCCCGGGCAGGGUCUCGGCCCGCUCCGGUUCCCAGCACCAUGUGACCAUCGACGAGUCCAGCUUGCCGCAUCGCAGCCAGAUCCAGGAGACUCCCGGACCCAGUGGCCUGAUAAUCGGCGGCGGGGACGGGGACGGCGACAGGGACAUCGGAGGUGGCGGCGGAGGAUCCUCCGACCCGCCGUCCUCGCCGGGCGGCAGCAGCUCCCAGCCGGCGAUGAGCAGCCAGGCGGACGGAGGGCAGCUGGCGCUGUACCACUCGCAUCAGCUCACCAACUACCCGGUGCUGCCCGCCAUCAAGCGCACCCACCGCCCCUCGUUCGUCUAUCCACCGAUGCCGAGGGUUAAGGCUGGCGAUGCCUUGGCUACGCUCUUCUCGGCCCUCUAUGGCAAGCUGCUGGUGGUGAUGGGCAUUGCUUUCCCCAUGGCAGAGGUCAUAUCCACCUACAUACCGCCCUCCUUCUACGAGGUCUACUAUUUGUACUUGUACAUUGGCAGUAUGAUCUUCCUGCUCUUCAUGUACGCCACUCUGCUCUGGGGAAGACCCAAGCUGCCAGUUCCGAUAGCCACUUCUCCGAACAAGUCCGCGACAAAGGCCAGUGGGACGGACAGCAUGGAUGAGUCGGACACGGACAGCAACUCCAUGCACCGGCGACUUCCGCCCAUCCCAGUGCGGCGACCAUCACUGCUCUCGCCCCUGGGCAGGCAGCACCACUACGGAAGCUUCUACUUGCGCAUGGGCGCCGUAGCUUUCGGCAUUGGAAGCAUGAUCUAUUCGGGCCUGGAGUUCGGACAGUACUUCGAACUGAAUCCGGACACCAAGUGCCACAACGUGCUGCUGGCCCUGACCCCGGCCACGCGGAUGGCCUUCAUCUUCAUCCAGAUGUACUUCAUCUUCCUGAACAACGAACAGAUCAAGGUCUACCGCUACAAGAUCAUCGCCCGCUUCGGCCUGAUGCACAUGAUCGGCACCAACCUGGCCGUCUGGCUGAACGUCCUCAUCCAGGAGACGAAGCACGAGAUACUGACCUUCUACAAUCCCGAGAAUCGCACCUUGAGGAUCUCGCACAGGAUACCGGGGCACUCGCGUGGCCAUGCCAUCAUCCCCCAGGAUCCGACGGCCCACUUGCGGGUGCCGCGUGGCCUGAAGGGUCCCUACCAGAUCUUCGAGUGCCGGCGGACGAACAUCAUCGGCACCCUGGUGCAGGAUGCUUCGCCGUUCCUGUUCCCGUGCACCAUUGAGUACUCCCUGAUCUGCGCCGCCAUUCUGUACGUGAUGUGGCGCAGCAUCUCCCGGCCGCAGAGCCCCACGCCCCAGCGCCCGGACAUGAUCAGCUCGCCGAUGAAGCGCUCGCCCCACCACUACUCCGUGGACUGCGCCCGCGCCCACAAGGGUCUCUUCGUGGGCAUCCUGAUCCUGGUGCUGACCAUCAUCUCGCUGAUCAUAUUCUUCGUGCUGAUCUCCCGCCCGGAGUUCGUGUCCAUGGCCGUCACGGAGGUGACCAUCUGCGAGCUGCUCAUCUACGGCACAGCCACCAUUGCGACCCUGCUGGGCAUGAUCCAGAUCCGGCACCUGCAGUACGACGCUUAUCGCAGCUUCUCCCUGGACGAUAUCCUGCUGGUGGGCGCCCAGACCGGCUCGUUCCUGUACAACAUCUUCACGGUGAUUGCCGGACACUUUACGCUGCGGAGCGACGACAUGCUGGUGCCGAUCAACGCCCUGGCCUCGAUCGUCCAGACCGCCUGCCAGACGAUGUUCAUACUGGACGCCAGCCGGCGGCAGGCAGUCAGUCCGGAGCACAUCCGCAAGAAGCCCGGCCGGGAGAUAGUCACGUUCAUGCUGGUGGUGAACCUGGCGAUGUGGGCGAUCAGCACCCUGGAGAAGUCGCGGGCGGAGUCGCACCCCAUCCAGCUGAACUUCUACGGGCUGUGGGCCUGGACGAUCAUCACGCACGUGUCCAUGCCGCUGGCCAUAUUCUAUCGGUUCCACUCGACGGUGUGCCUGUGCGAGAUCUGGAAGCGGGCCUACAAGCUCAAGCCGACGUACAUGUGAGAGUUCGCCCGCUCGCGCAUCCAGAGCAUUGCGCAGCAGCAGCAGUUCUGCGAGGACCUGAAGACGAACCUCUCCUACUGCUACUGCUCCACCACCUUGGCCGGGGGCGAGCUGGAGACGGUGGAGGAGGUGGACAGCGGUGAGAGUGGCUCGGGAUCGGGCUCGGGGGGCGGAUCGGGCAAAGACGAUAAGGGGGGCGAAGCUGAAGCUGGAGCCGGAGCUGGGGUAGAGGCCGGCACUGUUACCGCAUCCGAUCCGGAAGGGGCACAAGGCGGCGACAAUGGCACCACCCUGAGGGCACCACACCACGCACGGGCCAUGUCGCCGCAGAGCCUCAACACGGAGAAGGCCUUCUGUCCGGUCUACGUCAUCAACGGCGAAUGAGUUUACGCUCACUUUGAGUUCAUCGACGCGAUGAGCGGGCAUGAGCUCAGUUUUGUCUAGGACUUGCAGAGCCACUGGCAGGAUUAGAAACCACCAUUUUGCAGAUUAGAAACCACCAUCACCCAACCACCUCUAGGAGAAGGAACCACCAAGAAACCACAAACCACAAACCAGAAACCAGAAACCAAAGCGGAUGCAAGUCUAUUUCAUUAAAGUAUUGAAAACAUAUCCGGAAAGUUAAAGGAUAUUAGGAGAGGAUAUUGAGAGAGAAAUCAAAAAACGAGGAACCCCAAAAGCAAUGCCACUAGUACGUAUACGCAAUAAAUAAGCUCACAUUACGUAUACGCCAUAUCGUACUCGCAACUACUUAGAAGAAUCCUCAAAAGUCGAUCUGGGGUUUCCGGGCGAG
Messenger RNA from Drosophila bipectinata, 5529 nucleotides. RefSeq names its product proton channel OtopLc. Gene Ontology annotation, biological process: proton transmembrane transport. NCBI's taxonomy places the organism in Eukaryota, Metazoa, Arthropoda, Insecta, Diptera, Drosophilidae. Gene Ontology annotation, molecular function: proton channel activity. Gene Ontology annotation, cellular component: membrane. The record is from RefSeq and is a predicted model, not a curated record.